Messenger RNA from Solanum tuberosum (potato), 771 nucleotides. RefSeq names its product F-box/LRR-repeat protein At3g03360-like. The record is from RefSeq and is a predicted model, not a curated record. The coding region runs from base 1 to 771 and encodes 256 amino acids. The transcript has 3 exons. NCBI's taxonomy places the organism in Eukaryota, Viridiplantae, Streptophyta, Magnoliopsida, Solanales, Solanaceae.
AUGACAAAUCUGAAGAAGCAAAAGGUAACAGAGGAAGAAGCACCACAAAGAAUCAACUGCAGUUUCAGGCCUGAGUAUGAAACCCUAAUCAGUCGUUGUUUUAGUUUUGCUGUUGAAAGAGAAAUGGAAAAUGUUCUGUUGUGGUCUCAGUAUAGUAAUGGGUGCACAUUGCCUGAAUCUCUCUGCACAUGUUCGUCCUUGAUAACUUUAGAUGUUAAACAUUGUGGCUUUAAUAACGCGGUCAUAUCGUGGAACUCUCUAAAGAGUAUAAAGUUGGGGCAUUUGAUGCUAACCGAUGAUGAAAUGGUGAAAUUAUUGUCAGGCUGUCCUGCAUUGGAAACAAUGGAAUUAUAUAGCUAUACUGGUUUCCAUCGCCUGGCAAUUAAUUCCCUAAAAUUGAAGACACUUAGGUUGAAAGAUUAUGUUCGGAUGGGUGGAAAUGGAGAUGACUUAGAAAUUCUUGCCCCGUAUAUUCAGCAUUUGGCAAUAUCAGGAGAAGAUCUCAAGUGUAGGCUUAUUGAUGUGUCUUCUGUAGUUAAUGCUAAGCUCAUUUACAGCUUUGCCUGUAUCAAAGGCAUUCCAAGUACUUAUGUGGAAGACUGCUGCCGUGACUAUCAUCAAGUAGUUUAUACCCUCGUCCAAGAUAAUUUUCAAAAGUUAUGUUAUGCAACUGAUCUAACAAUUGGAACUUGGUUCACACAGUUUCGUUGGGAUUAUUGCACCAGGUCAUGUGCACAUUGCAGUUCAAAGGGUCGCCCAUUUCAGAAUUGA